AUCUUCGGCAAAUUUAUCUCGCUGGCUUCUAAAUUUCCGGCGUUCAAUUUUCAAUGAAUCACGAGCAUUUCUUUUGUCGUCCUGCCUUGAAUUCUACUUCAUGUGUUAUUAAAUCGUCGGGGUCCUAAAUUGAUGUAACUGGAUUGGACGCGAUCAACUCGGUGUUCCGUGUUAAUGGUCUUUCUAUGGUUGUCUGGAAUCUGCGAAGGCAUAUAGAUGACCUUUUCUGAUGCAAAACAUGUGUGAAUAUGCUUUUCUUACCGUGGAUUUUUGUUUUCCUCUGUGAAAACUCCAGACCAAAAAUAUGCAAAGGAGAAGAGAAAGUGGUGAGAAAAUGUCUGAAUCAAGGAAUUCCUUUAACGGCUUUGGAGAUAUUGGUGGCUUUGGAUCACAUAGAUCAAUGCUGUCGAACCUUUUUGGAGGAAGGGAUCCAUUUGAUGAUCCUUUUUUCACUCGUCCCUUUGAUAGCAUAUUUGGUCCAACUUCUUCUGCACCGAGAACUAUGCAGAACAUGAACGAAGAUAAGGGAGUCAUUAUAAGAGAAUUAGAUUCUGAUGAUGAGGGAGACCUUAAUGGAGAUGGGGAGAGAAAGUAUUCUAGAUCAACCAUGGAACCAUCUGUUGAGCAUCCAGAUGAUGAUGUUGAUGGUGAGAAGCUCAAGCAGGUGACUCACAGGAAUGACCAUAACAGGGUAGAACCCCCAAAGACUGGCAAUUUCUCGUAUCAAACUAGCAAAGUUACGUACGGAGGUGUAGAUGGAGCAUACUAUACAUCUACGAGAACCAGAAAAACAGGAGCUGAUGGGGUUGUUCUGGAGGAAAGCAAAGAAGCUGACAAGACAACAGGUCAGGCAACACAUAGGAUUUCCAGAGGAAUCCAUGAUAAGGGUCAUUCAUUCACAAGGAGGCUAAAUUCAGAUGGCAAGAUUGACAGUAUGCAGACUUUGCACAAUCUUAAUGAAGAUGAGCUUUCAGGCUUUGAGGAAAGAUGGAAAGGUAACAAUACUGGGCAUUUUCCUGGCUGGAAAGAUGGACAUGGUACGCAGUGGAAUGACAGUUCUGGCCAUGGGCCUACAGAAAACCGUAUGUGGAGAAAUUGGUCAUGCCCAUCGUUGGAGCAAGGAGGAAGCUCCAGAGGAUUCGUGUCCCGCAAUGAAACGAGCACCGGUGGUAGAACAAAGAGAGUCGUUAGAAUCAACAUAGAGUAAUACAGCAAUCUUGGUAGAAUCUGGUCCUUUGUAUUUUUGCUUCCUUAAUUUGCAGAAGCAUUAAGAGCUUGAUUCGUGUGCUUAUGAUUCUGUCGUCACAUCAGUGACACUGAUAGGUUAUGCCCAAUACCGAUGUGUACGUAUUAUACAGACAUUUUGUGCCAUUUGAAUACUCAAAAGAGCAGUUUGAGGAGUUUGAUUUGGUCUUAAUCC
Neltuma alba is the source of this 1420-nucleotide messenger RNA. Its product is annotated as myeloid leukemia factor 1. The record is from RefSeq and is a predicted model, not a curated record. NCBI's taxonomy places the organism in Eukaryota, Viridiplantae, Streptophyta, Magnoliopsida, Fabales, Fabaceae. The transcript has 6 exons. The coding region runs from base 305 to 1207 and encodes 300 amino acids.